Molecule: messenger RNA, 960 nt
Organism: Mesorhabditis spiculigera
Lineage: Eukaryota; Metazoa; Nematoda; Chromadorea; Rhabditida; Rhabditidae
Source: the annotation of a GenBank genome assembly
AUGCGACUUCAACACAUGCCGACUCGCCAACUACUCGUCUCCCGACGCCACUUCACCAACGACUUCCGGAUCGUCGAAGUCGGCGCACGGGACGGGCUGCAGAACGAGAAGCACUUCGUCCCGACGGCCACCAAACUCGCGCUCAUUCAAAGACUCGGCGAGGCGGGCCUCCGCACCAUUGAAGCCACCUCGUUCGUCGCCCCAAAAUGGGUCCCGCAAAUGGCCGAUCACAAGGAGAUUGUCGCCCAGAUCCAACGUGCCCCUGGAGUUGCGUAUCCGGUGCUUGUGCCGAAUCUCAAGGGUCUAGCGGCGGCGCUGGAGACGAAGAAGGUUGAUGAGAUUGCACUCUUCGUGGCCGCUUCCGACGCCUUCAACAAGAAGAACAUCAAUUGCACCACCGAGGAGGCGAUGCAGAGGGCCGCCGAAGUGGCCAAAGAAGCUCUAAAACACGGGCUGAAGGUCCGUGGCUACAUCAGCACCGUCAUCGGAUGCCCAUAUCAAGGAGCGAUCGAUCCCUCCGAGGUCGCUGCGUUGUGUGCAGCCCUUUUGGAAGCCGGCUGCUACGAGGUGAGCCUGGGCGACACGAUCGGCGUCGGCACACCGGCCACCGUCGGCAAGCUGCUCGCCAACCUGCUCCCCGCCAUCCCACAAAGCAAGCUCGCCGUGCACUUCCACGACACCUACGGCCAAGCCUUGGCCAACGUGCUCACCUCGGUCUCGGCCGGGAUCCGCGUGGCCGACUCGAGCAUCGCCGGCCUCGGUGGAUGUCCAUACGCGAAAGGGGCCACCGGCAACCUGGCCACCGAGGAUUUGGCCUACAUGCUGGCCGGGAUGGGCCUGAAGACGGGCGUCGAUUUGGAUAAACUCGUCGACACUGGAGCGUGGAUUUGCCGAGAGAUGGGUCGCACCAACGCGUCACGCGCCGCCACUGCGAUACUCAACAAAAAGACCAAGACUUGC